Messenger RNA from Aspergillus udagawae, 1125 nucleotides. RefSeq lists its product as uncharacterized. The record is from RefSeq and is a predicted model, not a curated record. Bases 1 to 1125 code for a protein of 374 amino acids. Lineage: Eukaryota; Fungi; Ascomycota; Eurotiomycetes; Eurotiales; Aspergillaceae. The transcript has 4 exons.
AUGCCGGGACUCUGGCCUGGUGGGAUUCCCUCCCACAUACGACCACACCAUACGGCGGACCUAAACUUUGACGAGAUCAAGGAAGAGGUCAAAGGGUGGCUGCUCUUUGUGAAGGAGAGCUGGGUUUCUCGCGCCCAUGCUGGGUUAGCCGAAAGUGAGGAUGAGGAUUAUGAACUUCGCCAGCGACGAGCAUUGGUCGACCGAUGGGCAGCUGCAACACAGGAGUUCCGCGAUUCCUUCCAGGAGCGUCCCCCAAUCGGCCUGCCUGGCACAGAGACAAAGAACGUCCCAAGUGAUCCGGAUGAAGGUCUUCGGUAUCCUCCGGAAGCAUUGGAGCGAAUGUUUAAUCCUAGCCAGCCUGGCCAUAAUGGAGGUGUUAUCUCUCUUGCACCGGUGGAUGCCGCUCAUCCCGUUAACCAGACGCGAUGGGUGAAGUUUCUGAUCCUGUUGUACCGUUACGACUUUGGGUCAGGCCACUGUCUCGAUAAUGAUUAUACGUUCUCCGUCGCAUCUCUCAACCCAGCUACUACAACGACUGCAUCAUUCGAUGACUUCCUGCCCUGGCUAUACCUCGAAUCUGCCUUGUUUAGUGGUGUCUAUCUCACCCGUGGUGGGACAGUACUCUAUCUCGGUCAACUUCAUAAUCAUCUAUUAGUUGAUGAAGAAGGGCUGAGAACAGGUCGCCUGGCUAUUGUUGACUAUGACAUCAACGGCACUGUCAAGGAUUUAGUUCUUCGGCGCCCCUUCAACAUGCACCAGCCGUAUCAGAACCUCUUUCAUAAUGGUCAAUCGAUAUCCGACGUGUCCCAGGGUCUUGGAGGUGGAAAUUUCCAUAAUCAACCGAUGAAUAUGGACCUACCGAUUCUGGAUAUACUAGAGCAUGCAAAAGCUGCUAACCAGCUUCUCGAUACUAUGAGUCUCUGUAACCUCGAGGACUGGAGGGAAGAUGUUGAGGUCUAUGCACCAGGGUAUCUUGAGCUUGAAGCUGCAGGUAGAGGUCUAUCUUAUGACCUUCGAAACCUGGUUUCACCGGAAGAAGUUACGAUGAGAACAAAACCAGCGAUGCAGAGGCUUUUGUCCAGUCAGGAAUUACCUACGGACCGAAAUGUACUAUUUCCUGUAUAG